AUGAAACCAAACAGACAUCUCGUCAGACCGGUGUCUGCCCCUUUGUCUUCGACGCGUCUCAGUCGCCUUAUAUAUCUCCUCGUCUUCCUGAGUGCUGUCCUUACGGCAUACUAUUCAUAUCGCAUUGUUCGGUGGAAGAUGGAAGUGGGUGGUUGGUGGGACGUUUCUACCGGCCAGCGACCACACGCUGUCAAGGCAGAGCAUGGGCGAGUGGAGGACGUGGAAGAUCGCAUCAACGCGCUUGCUGAGGCAUUGAGCAUGCCGUCGAAGGAUCUUGCUAGGGCUAUCGCUCGUGCGGUGAGGGAGUACGUUCCUCCGGCAAGCUUAAGUGUGUUGAAAGAGAAAGAGACGGGGAGCCCAAUCGUUGAUGAGCUUCUCAAGGAACCGUUGGGGAAAUCGCCUUCGUAG
This is a messenger RNA of Guyanagaster necrorhizus, 408 nucleotides long. RefSeq lists its product as uncharacterized. The transcript has a single exon. Bases 1 to 408 code for a protein of 135 amino acids. Lineage: Eukaryota; Fungi; Basidiomycota; Agaricomycetes; Agaricales; Physalacriaceae. The record is from RefSeq and is a predicted model, not a curated record.